This is a messenger RNA of Drosophila serrata, 3743 nucleotides long. RefSeq lists its product as uncharacterized. Gene Ontology annotation, biological process: regulation of alternative mRNA splicing, via spliceosome. NCBI's taxonomy places the organism in Eukaryota, Metazoa, Arthropoda, Insecta, Diptera, Drosophilidae. Gene Ontology annotation, molecular function: mRNA binding. The record is from RefSeq and is a predicted model, not a curated record. Gene Ontology annotation, cellular component: spliceosomal complex.
AGCUUGCUCGCGCAGCUUCCACCACUAGAACAGCGGCCUGCAGAGUUUUGUGAAAAUUCGUUGUUAGUUUUUGAAGGAUUUUCGUAAAAAAUUGGGCAUCUAAGGAGCUCAAAAGGGACAAUAUGUCGUACCCGCCACGGGGGGCGCCCAUGCCGCCGUUUAUGAAUGCCUCGAUACCGCCGCCGCACAUGAUGCCGAACAUGGGGAAUGCGCCGCCGCGCAACUUUCGGAACUCGGCCACGAUCAGCUCACAGCCGCAGGUGUACCAUCGUCCACCGGAGCCGCAGCCACAGUUCCGCGGCCCCAUCAUCACCGUCUUUGUGGGCAACAUCAGUGAACGUGUGCCGGAGGUGCUGUUGAAGCGCAUCCUCUCCACCUGCGGCGUUGUGAUCAACUGGAAGCGAGUCUCCACCUUUGGUUUCUGCGAAUUUGACGGCCCCAUUGCAGCCAUGCGUGCCGUACGCUUGCUCAGCGAAAUGGAGAUCGAUGGCAAGAAGCUGGUGGCCAAAGUGGAUGCCAAGAACAAGGUGCUCAUCGAGGACUACAAAGAGCAGGAGUGCAAGAACGGCGACCGAUCCAAUUCGGUGGAUGAGAAGACCGAGGACCAGUAUGCCAUUGGCAAGAUGCACGAUCUGCUCGAGGAGCACAAACACGAGUUCGACGGCUUCGAUGGCAGCAAUCGUAAUGAUCUCUAUGGCAGCACCAAUCGUAAUAAGAAGACCCGACGCGAGGACGACAUCAAGAUCAAGGUGCUGAACGACAAUGCCUUGGAGGAGGAAAAGCGCAACCUCAUAAGCAGCGAGAUCGGGAAGUUCCGGAAGCGGGCCGAGGCCGACGAGCAUCGCAAGGAGCUGGAGAAGGAAAAGGAAAAGGAGAAGCUGGCGGCCAGCAAAGAGAAGGAGCGCGACAAGGAGCGCAAGAAGGCGCAGCGUGAGAGUGAACGUAAGUCGUCGACCAGCAAAUCCAGCAGCAGCAACAGCUCAACCGCAGCAGCAUUAGGCUCCUCCUCGUCCUCGGCCAAUGCUGUCACCGCUUCUGCCAGUGCCACAAAUGCCUCAUCCUCCGCCUCAGCUGGAGGUGCUGCCGCUGCUGGCGGUGAUUCGGAUGUAUCGAUUGUCGACAAGGAGACGACGUCAUCGUCCAUAGCCAAGGAUUCGACUGUAGUCAAGGACAUGGCUACCGUCAAGGACCUCAAGGAGUCCUCCUCCUCCACCACCGCCGCUGCCAGUCGUCGCAAGGAGCCCGGCGUCAUUGAUAUUACACACAAGGAGCGUCGCUCCGACUCCAAGGAGCGGCGACGCCGUCGCUCCAAGUCGCGCUCCAAAGACCGCCAGCGUGACCGGGAACAGGAGAUCCGUGAGCAGCGGGAAAGGGAGCGCGAACGAGAGCGUGAGAGGGAGCGUGAACGGGAGCGGGAGCGCGUUGAGAUGCGAGAACGCGAAAGGGAACGCGUGGAGAUGAGAGAGCGGGAACGGGAACGCGAGCGGGAGAGGGAGCGCGAACGGGAUCGUGAACGUGAGCGGGAGCGGGAGGAGAAACGGCUGAAGCCACUGAUGGAUUCGCGGCGCGAAAAGGAAAUGGAGGAGGAGAUACGGGAGCGCAAGAAGGCCGAGAAGAAGGCGCGUGAAAAGGAGGCCGCCUACCAGGAGCGCCUUUCCAACUGGGAGAUACGCGAGAAGCGCAGGGCCAAGGAGAACGAGAAGUACCGCCUCAAGGAGCUGCUGCGGCAGGAGGAGCGUGAGAGCGAUGCCAAGCGCCUGAAGGAGUUCGUUGAGGACUACGACGAUGAGCGCGAUGAUUCGCUGUAUUACCGCGGCCGCGAACUGCAGCAGCGCCUGGCGGAGCGAGUGCGCGAAGCAGACGCGGAUUCCAAGGACCGUGAGAAGGAGGCCGACGAGCUGGCCGAGCUCAAGACCAAGUUCUUCAGCGGUGAAUACGAGAAUCCAUCGCUGGAGUACGAGAAGGCGCGACGCGAGAUCGAGAAGCUGUACGAGCCACGCAUUCUGAUCAAUGUGAAUCUAGAAAUGGGGGCGGAUUCGGCAACGACACAGCCAAAGCUGGCCGAGGGCCGCAAGAAUCAGCCGCCCGACAGCUACAAUCCGGAUCUGGCCGGUGAAGAUGACAAUUCCAUAUCGAACGAUGGCCACGAUGGCCAUGACUCCAUGGCCGACACUGCCUCGAAUGCCAGUGGCUAUGCCAAGAACAACAAUAACAAUGAUAAGUCCCUGUCGGACAGCUUGAGCCGGCAGAACAGCGAAUCGCGCGACUCCCUGGCCCACAUCCACACGCCCACGCAGAGUGCCAUGCUGAAUGAUCACCAGGCAUCGCUAGAUCCCCACCUGCCCUCGGCCACGCCGCCCGUAACCAUGCCGCUCAUCUCCUUGACGCUGGGCAACAAUCUCAAGAAGAAGAAGAUCGAGGCCACUGGCGUCUUUGUGAAUGACGAUGACAACGAUGAGAAUAUUAAUCCCAAGAAGCGCAAACUAGUGCCGCUAGACUACGACGACAACAUGAGCAACAGUACGCCAUCGUCCGCCCACCCUGCGAACAACAACAGCAGCAACAGUAGCAACAAUAUGAGCUCCGCGGAUCGCCAGAGCUCCGCGGUAUCAGCGGCCACCGCUGCCGCAGCUGCCGUUAGCCAAAAGAUAGCCCUGGCUGGCACCGGCUCCGGCUCCAGUUCCGGCAAGAACAACGGCAGCAGCAGCAGCAGCAGCAACAAACAUAAUAGCAACAGCAGCAGCAGCUCCGCCAGCAAACACGGUAAGAAUGAGGCAGCUGCAUCUGCGAGCAGUAGCAGCAGCGCAGAUGCUGCCGCUGCGAGCAGCAAAAGGGAUGAGAAUGGUGCUAAGGUGUAUGAUGAAAAACGGCGGCAUAUAAAAAGCAUUAUUGACAGGAUACCCACGCAAAAGGAGGAGCUAUUUAAUUAUAAGCUCGAUCGCAACGAGAUCGACAGCGGUCUAAUGGAACGCAAGAUACGUCCAUGGAUCAAUAAGAAAAUCAUCGAGUAUAUCGGUGAGCCCGAGCCGACCCUGGUGGACUUUAUAUGUUCCAAAGUGUUGGCCGGCAGCCCGCCCCAGAGCAUCCUCGACGAUGUCCAAAUGGUACUGGAUGAGGAGGCGGAGGUCUUUGUGGUGAAAAUGUGGCGACUGCUCAUCUACGAAGUGGAUGCCAAGAAGAGCGGCAUUGGGGGUAAAUAGAUGAUAGAGGAGUAAGGAGGAGAGGCAGUUACCCGCUAACCACUGGGGAACUUGGGCGGGGUACGGGGUAAGGAUCGAAGGGCAGCAUCCUAAGGAGGCGGAACCAAUACGAUUUACAACAGAUUUUGUACAUACAGGGCGUGUUUCUGGUCUUGCUUUCUCGCUCUUCCAAGCCAACAAAAGAGUGUAAGCAGCCAGGAGGAAAGAAUAGCCGCCACCCUUUACGAUGUGCCCACGAUCCCACCUUGCUGUAGCAUUAAUGGCUAAAAUUAAUCAUCGAUAUUUGUAAAUACACCCACUAAACUCGCGUUUAAAAACAAAAGAGACACGAAACAAUCAUGAACAGCAAGCAGAAGCAACAAAUAAACAAAGAAAACAAACAGAAACCGUACAUAGAGACACCAACCGAAGUACGUAUUGGUUUCCCUUACUUUUCUUUGUUUCUUACCAACUCUACGCACUUGGCAUCAUUACUUUUAAAUUUUUUUUCAAAUUCCAACAAGAACCAUGUUUUACUUGAGAGCCAAUAGAAAUAAAAAUAAA